Molecule: messenger RNA, 1312 nt
Organism: Engraulis encrasicolus (European anchovy)
Lineage: Eukaryota; Metazoa; Chordata; Actinopteri; Clupeiformes; Engraulidae
Gene: scxb
Product: scleraxis bHLH transcription factor b
Exons: 2
Coding region: 532-1212 (226 amino acids)
Biological process (GO): regulation of transcription by RNA polymerase II; developmental process
Molecular function (GO): RNA polymerase II transcription regulatory region sequence-specific DNA binding; protein dimerization activity; DNA-binding transcription factor activity, RNA polymerase II-specific
Source: RefSeq, a predicted model, not a curated record
UCUCACAGCACAUGUGGACCAGGGGAGACACUGAUGAACAGACUGAAGACUGGGGCAGCACACUCAUUCACACUCACCACAACAACACACUCGAACACGCGCACACAUAGCACAUGCCAAAACCUACACACACAUAGAUGCACAAUAUCACACUGAAACACCUGCACACACACCUAUGCAUACACAUCAACACACUGAAACAGCUACACACAGACACAUAGAUACGCAUACACAGGCAUACAAACCUGACGUCUUGCUUGUGCAGCAGCAGCAGCGAUGAGAGAGUCCCCAACGAGCAUGGUGCUGUCUCUUUAGAAGGCCGGGUGAGGAGCUGUGCUCUGUUAGAAGAGGAUCCUUGUCUGCCAGGACUACACAGGCCAGCUUCUGCCUAUGAGAUCUAUGAGACACAGGUCACGCUGUAGGUGACGAGCCUGGGGACUCAGCCAGGGGAGCGGGAAGUGGCUCAGAGCCAGAGGGGGGGUCAUCACCACCACUGUGGGGUAAGCCGCAAGACGGGGGCGGGAGGCUGAUAUGUCUUUCACCCUGGUGCAUCCAGGCUCGGGAGGAGGACGCCUCCUGUGCUCGGCCUCGGACCUGGACAUCAUGUCAGGGGAUGAGGAGAACAAUAACAGCAGCAGUGAGGACUCCCACGCUGAGCACCUCACCACGAAGGCCUUCCGCCUGGACGUGUCGGGCCUCGGAGGUCUGAAAGGCGCCGUCUCCUCCGGCAGGAAACGCAAACUGGGCUGCCGUCCACCUGCUCAGAUGAUGACGAUGACGGGCACAGACGUAGCGGCGGCGGCGCGCACCGUGGUGACUGAGAUCCGGCAGCGGCACGCGGCCAACGCGCGCGAGCGGGACCGCACCAACAGCGUCAACACGGCCUUCUCGGCGCUGCGCACGCUCAUCCCCACCGAGCCGGCCGACCGCAAGCUGUCCAAGAUCGAGACCCUGCGCCUGGCCUCCAGCUACAUCUCCCACCUGGGCAACGUGCUGCUGCUGGGGGAGGCGUGUCGUGACGGACAGCCCUGCAACCGACCACCACCACCCAGCGCCCUGUACCGACCUGGACAUGCAGCUCGCAACAGCAGCCCCCCCAGCCCCACAACAGACACAGAGAACUCACAACCCAGACAGAUCUGCACAUUUUGCCUCAGCAACCAGCGUAGGAUGACUAAAGACCGAGACAGGAAAUCAGCAAUUAGAAGCUAACCUGGAAGAAUGAACGAGUCACAAUGUAAGGAUCUUCAUCAUGUAUAUACUUUGUACUUUUUUGUAAAUAUCCAAAUAUAUUUAAAAGAUGAACUACUAU